Messenger RNA from Microplitis demolitor, 828 nucleotides. RefSeq names its product baculoviral IAP repeat-containing protein 7-B-like. NCBI's taxonomy places the organism in Eukaryota, Metazoa, Arthropoda, Insecta, Hymenoptera, Braconidae. Gene Ontology annotation, molecular function: cysteine-type endopeptidase inhibitor activity involved in apoptotic process. Gene Ontology annotation, cellular component: cytoplasm; nucleus; spindle microtubule. The transcript has a single exon. The record is from RefSeq and is a predicted model, not a curated record. Bases 1 to 828 code for a protein of 275 amino acids. Gene Ontology annotation, biological process: negative regulation of apoptotic process; regulation of cell cycle.
AUGUCGCAGAACCGCGGGCAAUCGCUUAGGCGAAGGACGCCUCCUCCGACACUAACCAUUGGUUACGGGCCACACUCCCAUGUCAUAGUACCACGAUUUAUCCAGUAUGCUUGCGAACAACGUCGAUUCGAGACUUUCGCCGGCUGGACGGGUCCUCCAACGUUACCACGAGACCUGGCCGCUUCGGGGUUCUUUUACAUUGGCGUCGGAGAUCAAGUAACGUGCUAUGAGUGUGCGGUACGAAUUGGCCGAUGGGAAGAGGGCGAAGACCCGGUAGCCAGCCAUCGACGUUGGCAGCCCAAUUGCCGGUUCGUUCAAACUCUACCUAUCGUCGAUAUAACAUUAACUCCAGUCCCAGCCCCUAUGCCAGCUGAGCAACCCGGACGGGGGAGUCUCCUCAUGGACGGGAAUUAUUUUGUUAUACCUGACCCUCCCGCCGAACAGAGUUCACCCAAGGUCCCACAAUUCCUCAAACUUGGGCACCUGAAUCUGGCGAAACCACGGGGCCCCAUGUAUCCCGAAUGUUCGAGCUACGAACGAAGACUUGAAAGCUUUCACGACUGGCCAACCACUUAUCUCCAAUCCAAGGAACGGUUAGCGGAAGCCGGAUUCCUGUACGCCAAUUGUAACGACCAGACCCUGUGCUUCCACUGUGGUGGGGGACUAAAAUAUUGGAUAAAGGAAGAUGACCCAUGGGUCGAGCAUGCGAAAUGGUUUAAUAAAUGUUAUUGGUUAUGGUCAGUAAAGGGCCAGUCAUUCAUCGAUCGUGUUCAAGAACAAAUGGGCAUUCCAAUACUCCCUGAAGAAGAUAAUUGUUUCAGAAUUUAA